Nycticebus coucang (slow loris) is the source of this 1529-nucleotide messenger RNA. RefSeq names its product coiled-coil domain-containing protein 7-like. The transcript has 17 exons. The record is from RefSeq and is a predicted model, not a curated record. NCBI's taxonomy places the organism in Eukaryota, Metazoa, Chordata, Mammalia, Primates, Lorisidae. Bases 143 to 1411 code for a protein of 422 amino acids.
CCCACUUCCUCAGCAAAAAGUGUUCCACCUUAAAGCCAGCCUCGCCGAGGCAAAGUCCACCCAGUAACCGGCCUUCCAACAGUCUCAGCAGGGAGGAAUUAAAAUUUUUCAUCUAUAAUUUGGAAGCUAAGUUCAUAACAAAAUGAAUUCAGCAAAGUAUCUGUUGACUCCUAGUAAGAAAUUGGAAAGUGUUCCAGAAUUAAGUAGUAAAAAUCUAUUAGUUAAAUUGCCUUCGCCACCUUAUCCAAAGAGAAAAAACAGUGCAAAAUUAGUACGUGAGAGAAUUGAACCCAUGGUUCUAAGAUCCCCACCAACAGCAGGAUCUGUUGUGCAGUACGCUUUGCCUAUUCCAUCAAGUAAGAUAAAGGACAUUUUAGCAGAAGAUGAGAUGCUUGUGAAAAUUACCAGACAUCUGAAGACGAUUGUUUCUACUUUGGAAGAGGCCUAUGGAACUGACAUUCAAAGCGUACCAAAAACAUUUGUGAAGUCUGAUCAGGAAGACUUGUGUUUAUCUGUUGGGGAUGAUUUGAGUUCGUUCUUGACGAGUUGUUCACAAUAUGCAGAGCAGCUUGAAGCAGCAGUUAAGGAAGAAGAUACUAUUUUGGAAUCUCUUUUUAAGUGGUUUCAGUGGCAGGUCAAUCAGAUAGAGGAGAUAAGUAAAGAUAAAACUUUUUCAGAAGCAGAGUUUCAAGAGGCUGACAAAGAUGUCACUUUAAGUAUUGGACAAAUAGUAGGACGUGUACAAAAACUUGAAGAACUGAGAAUGCGUCUUAAAAAGAGGACUGCACAGGCCUUCAAAGCCAUGUUGCCUAAACCCCCGGAGAAAGAAGUUAUCCCUGAAGAUUUGUCAAAAAUGGAGGCAACUUAUGAAGUCAUAGAGCACAAGAUAGAAGAAUUCAUAAAAACCCAUUCGCCUGAAAAAUUUACAGAAGUUUCUGCAAGGGAACCACAUCCACAAACUCCUGAUUCAAUAAGUAAUCGAUUGAAUAUCAUGUUGGAAAUAUUUGAAGACCAGGCAAAUAUGUUGGAGAGAGCUAUAAAUGAUCUAAGUGCAUUAGAUGCUAAAUACAAACAGAUGCAAAGUGAUUUUAAAGGGUUAUCAGAUGAGAAACUGAUGCUGGAAAAUGAACUACAAAAGUUGACAGAUACAGAGAUGAUUACACAGAAAGCAAAGCCUGCGCAUGAGCGCACGAAGAAAACUGCAAAAGCAGAGAAGAAAAGAGACAAAGGAAAAUCUGAGGAUUUGGAAGGGAAGAAGUCUCCAGACCAAGAACUUAAAAAAGAGGAUUUGCUUCAAGUCCAGAAAGUUGCACACACUCUGGAGAUUGAGAACACAUUCCUAAAGGAACAGCUGAAACAGGCUUUAGAGAUCUCAGUUCAAAGUAGAAGAUCAAUUGAAGAAAGAUCCUAAUAGAAUUUCUGAAAUACUUUGGAAAAGUCUCCCAAACCUUCACAGAGUGGAUGGGAGCGAAGUAAGGAGACCCCACCUGAGCAGAUACAUGGUAUUGCUUACAAUAAAGUAAAUUUUC